Peronospora matthiolae is the source of this 2001-nucleotide messenger RNA. Lineage: Eukaryota; Oomycota; Peronosporomycetes; Peronosporales; Peronosporaceae. The record is from the annotation of a GenBank genome assembly.
AUGGCCACGGAACCAGCAGUUAUCGCCGCUCAAUUGCGCGUCGCUGUGGGCGACUUGCGCGUCCGGGGGCUCACGAAGGCUACCCAAUUCGCAGCGGAGCUUCUUCUUGGUAUCGGAGAGGCUGCUGCAUCCCAUGAGUCACCGCAGAAAUUGUGGAAUGACGACACGAAUACGGACGAGUUCGAGGACUGGGCGGAGGCCGAUCGCUAUGAAGCUGCUAAGACCUGCUUUGACAUGGGCGAGUACCUUCGUGCUCACCACUUUCUGUCGCUCAGUACUGAGCGUCGCGUGGGCACAUGCCGAAGCCAGACGCACAAAACUCGCUUUCUCCGAAACUAUUCAUUGUUUUUGGCUGGUGAAAAAGCAAAGGAAGAGAUGGAUCUGGUGGUGAAUGUCACAGGCAGCAGCAAAGAGCUGGACCGUAACCUGCAUCGCCAAGGCACGAAUCCAUACUUGAAAGAGCUGUACUUAUCGCUGAGUAUCGCAUACCAACAGAACUUGCUGGACGGUUUUGGCCUCUAUCUGUACGCUGUCGUUCUCAAGCGUUUGGGCUACAGCACAAGUACUGGAAGCACGGAAGCACAAUCGUCGACCCCAAUAAGCAUGAAAUCUCGGCGUCGCGUGGAUUCCGCAGAGGAGCAAAAGCGCCAGCACGUGCGUAAUGCCGACGCUGCCAGCAUUCAGACAGGCAUAAAAAGCGAGUCAGGUUUAUUCACAUUUGACGUUACGACUCGGUUCAUCCUGGUUGAAUCGAUACGACGCUACCCAUGGAAUUGGUCAGCCUGGAUGGAGCUAGCAGCUCAUUCUCCUUUUACAUCCAAUGAAGAAGAAAUUACCCUAGCGACGAGCUGUCCAUGGAUGUUCCAGCUUUUUCAAGCACAUGUCCUGCUGGACCAGCAGCAAAAUGAUGGCGCACGUGAGCUCCUGACGGGUUUAGAGGAACAGUUUCCACGUAGCACCUAUCUUUUAGCGCAGCAGGCAUUGACUAGCUAUCACAUUCGAGACUUUGACCUAUCUCAAGAACAGUUUGAGCGGCUCGCUGCGCAAGAUCCUCAUCGGAUGGAAAACAUGGAUGUAUACUCAAACGUGCUGUACGUGAAAGAGAACAAGACAGAGCUUAGUCGACUGGCGCAUCGAGCAAUCAAGGUAGAGAAGUAUCGGCCGGAGACGUGCUGUAUCAUCGGAAACUACUAUUCGAUCAAGAACAAGCACGAUCGCGCUAUUAUUUAUUUUCACCGCGCUUUGAAGCUCGAUCCUCAUUUCCUGUCAGCAUGGACACUCAUUGGCCACGAGUAUAUCGAGAUGAAGAACACGAGUGCAGCUGUUGAAGCCUAUCGCCACGCGGUUGAUCUGAACGCACGAGAUUAUCGCGCUUGGUAUGGGCUUGGGCAGGCCUACGAAAUCAUGAACAUGUACCUGUACAGCAUCUACUAUUACCGGAAAUCUGUGGCAAUCCGUCCUUAUGACGCGCGCAUGUGGUGUGCUUUAGGUGGCUGCUACGAGAAACUGGACAAGGUUGAUGAAGCUCUUGCUUGUUUCCAUCGUGCCGUAAAUAAUCAAGAUCGUGAGGGCAUUGCAUCGUACCACCUGGGCCGACUUUAUGCGGUGCGUGGGCAGCAACACGAUGCGGCCAAGUAUUACCAGUUGCAUCUCGGUCUUCAAGGCGCCCCAGCAUCACUUUUUCCAGAUCUGGACAAGUCAAAGCGAUUUAUACCAAUGGAUGAUGAAUGCGAUAGCAAAGAUGAAAGAGAGGUGCUUGUUCUCCCCAGUGGUAGUGGUGGUAACAUCCGCGUGGAUACUCCUCAAGCAUUGGCAGCGAUAUUGUUUCUUGGCAACUACUACAAGCAGUUAGGCCGAUUUCCCGAAGCGACCAUUUUCUGUAACUGCUUGUUGGACAUGCAGGGACUGGAAAAAGAGGAAGCCAAGGCACUUUUGCGGGAGAUGCAUAGUUUGGAGGCAAAUUGUACACAACAUGCCCCGUUACAGGAGGAACAUGAGUGA